Zerene cesonia (dogface butterfly) is the source of this 2672-nucleotide messenger RNA. RefSeq names its product G patch domain-containing protein 1 homolog. The transcript is spliced from 10 exons. Gene Ontology annotation, cellular component: nucleus. The record is from RefSeq and is a predicted model, not a curated record. Gene Ontology annotation, molecular function: RNA binding. Bases 131 to 2671 code for a protein of 846 amino acids. NCBI's taxonomy places the organism in Eukaryota, Metazoa, Arthropoda, Insecta, Lepidoptera, Pieridae. Gene Ontology annotation, biological process: mRNA processing.
CAUGUUUUCAGUUUGGGGUUGACUGUGUUUAUUAAAAAAGUCGUUUUAUGCCCUGUUCUAAAUAUGAUAAAGUAAUAUUUUGUUCUCUGAGAAUAGUUCUUAAAUUAUUUCCUUUAAAAAUCUGAUCAUAAUGACUGAUUCGGACAGUGAAGAUGAAAAUAUUAUCCGGUACGGCACCCCCCUUGAACCAUAUGAAGAAGAUGAAAUACCAUCAAAGCGUAAAUACCAACAACCAGCUGACCAAUAUGCAGUUGAUGACCAUGGAAGGCGAAGGUUUCAUGGUGCUUUUACUGGUGGCUUUUCUGCUGGGUACGGCAACACAGUUGGUACACCUGAAGGAUGGAGUCCGGCAACAUUCAAAAGUUCACGAUCAGAAAAAGCACAGCGUUCUAGUCAAAGACCAGAAGACUUCAUGGAUGAAGAGGAUAGAAGUGAAUUUGGUAUUGCUCCAAAACAAAUGCAAACACAUGGCGAGUUUUCAGGACAGAAGAGGUCCAGACAAAAUAGGUUCCACGAUGGUCCCAUACCAGGUGAGCCGGUCCUAGAGCAACUACUGCGUCCCAUUCACGAAUCGGCCGCUGUAAAGAUGUUACGUGCUAUGGGCUGGCGGGAGGGGCAGGGUACGGGAGAGAGGCUAACUAAGGCUGAGAAGAAGAAGACAAAGAAGCAACAUAAAGUUUAUGGGUGUUAUAUGCCACCGGAUAUGCGACAGGAAAAUCAACAGCAAUCGGAAGAAAGUUCGGAUUCGGAGUUCGAAUAUGAAACCCUAUUUGCGCCAGACGAUUAUGAGCCUUAUAUCCUACAGCCUAAGAACGAUCGCUUUGGCCUUGGUUACAGUGGCUUGAGUAGACAUUCAGUACUGGGAAAUUUAGUCGGUGAAUAUGGAAGUAGUGAUACAAGGAGCCACUUGGUUAUGAAGGAGAAAGGCAAAAAGGUCUCAAUCCGCGGUCAGGCGUUCGGCGUGGGUGCGUUCGAGGCUGACGACGAAGACAUCUACGCGAACGAAGACAUGUCCCACUACGACUUUGCGAUAGGUGGCGCUAUCGAGAAGAGUGAACAGAAGAAACCUAAGGAGAGAGCCAGUAAUGUGUUGCCAGGGUUUGUGAAAGCAAGCAAACCUCUUCCCAAAGUGCCCUCAUUCCCGCCACCAGUUUUGCCCCGGGAUUACAAGCCUGCCCCAGCUGGAAUCAGACGCACUAGGUUUGAGGCAACUAGCGUGCCUCAAAGAGAUCAAGCCCUGGGCCGGCAUGAGCUAUCAGCCGAAGCGCGUGGUGCAUUACUCGGCGAAACUCCAGUACCCCCACCGAAGGAAACACCGCAAAACGUGGAAACGAAGCCCAAAGAGCAAACGCAAGACGCGAUCAACAAAUUAUUCGGGAAAAACGUCAAUUUCGUGUCGACCAAUGAGAAGAAAGAGGAGACAAUGCCGGAUUUCAUUUCCAUAAAAGAUUCGGGCCGAACGGUGACGCCAGUGUUUAAACCGUUCGCGAGUGAUCCCAAGAAACAAGCGAGAUACGAGAGGUUUUUGGUUGGUGGAGGAGUGGGGGAGCGGGACGGUGAUAUGGGUAAUGUCGGCGCGUGGGAGAGGGACAGGGAGAUGUUGGAGUUUGAGCAAGCGGCCAAGUUGUAUAGGCCACUGUCUGGUGUUAUGGGUGAUAGAUUCACCCACGCUACGCAACCCGACGAAGCGCUCAAUCCGCUAUGCGCAGUUGCAAAAAGUUCUACCAAUUACGGUUUAGCAACUCCGGAGAUGGAAGAGGCGGCUAAAAAGGGCGCGUUUGGUGUUAUGACCAGGAGGAAGGUUGAUUGGAGGCCUGAGUCCAUCGUCUGUAAAAGAUUUAAUAUACCUGAAUUGGGAGGAAACACUUAUGCACAGCAAAAGGAAGACAAACCGAAAGUGUCAUACUCAAUAUUCUCGUAUAUGGAAUCGUCAGUACAUGAUAAAGACAGUUUCACUAAAGAACAGACCAAAUUCAGCGGUUCCAAAUCACUAAGCAUAGAUAAUAAACCACAAACAAAAGCACCAAAAGUACAAGAAAAUACGCCAAUACUAAAUGCACCGCACAAAAGAAUGACGGUAGCAGAAUUAUUUCUAAAAGAAUCUGAGAGGGAUAUGCAAAAUAAAGAAACGCCUCAAGCACUCACUGAAACUAUAGAGAAAUUCGAUAAAAUGGAUCUCUAUAAAGCGAUAUUUUUGAGCGACAGUGAGAAUGAUGAUGAUAAGAAGACGGACAAUGAUUUUAUUGAAAACCCGAAAAAUGUUGAACGAAAUACGUCACCUCCGCGUGGAAUAUUCGCGAAUAUUGACUUCGACGAAAUUAAUUCGUGGCGAAGGGCGCCAAAAGAAAAGGAAGAUAAAAAAGAUGCACAGAGCACAGAUAAUAAAGACGCUGAUACAGGUAGAACUAAUGAGACAGAUAGCGGUAAUAAAGCGGAACCCGAAGUUUACGGCCCUCAAAUUCCAGUUAAUUUACAGAGGAAUAUAGAAACAAAUAUUAAUGAAAGUUUUAAGCCGAAGUUUAGAAGCAAGGAAGAAAGAAAAGAUGACUCUGACUCAAGUUCAGAUUCAUGGGUGGACGCGAAAGAAGUUAAACACAAAAAGCAUAAAAAGAAAAGUAAAAAACAUAAAUCGAAGCAUAAGAAAUCGAAACAUAAGAAAAAAGAUAAAUAAA